Molecule: messenger RNA, 4160 nt
Organism: Pimephales promelas (fathead minnow)
Lineage: Eukaryota; Metazoa; Chordata; Actinopteri; Cypriniformes; Leuciscidae
Source: RefSeq, a predicted model, not a curated record
AGAGAGAGUGAGAGGGAGGGAGCAAAGGAAGCGAGGGCAAGAGUGUGUCAAUGUUUCUUUCUUCACUCCGUGUGCUCUUUUUCUGCGGUUAUCAUGGACAUGGAAUCAUCAUAUCAGCAGCUUGCCCUCUAAAGGACCUGACAAAGAAGUGACAGGACGAGAGAGUGGUGUUGACGGGUUCUGAAAGAGGCAAAAAUAGAGGCGGUUCUUCAUGCCUCAAAAUUUCAACAGACCAUCAUCUUUCGGACAGACUCAUCUGAAAUUGGACUUGGAACUGUUCUUUCACAGACAAUACAAGGUAUCAGAGUGAUCUGAUAUCAGCAGAGUGUCAUGAGCACAGAAAAAGAGCGCAGCGUCCUGAGUGAUGCAGAGGAGGAGAAGGAGGUGAAGGAUGAGAAGACUGGUGUGCCUGAGGAGCAGGAGUUGGAGGAGCUGAGGGCUCAGAUACUGCAGCUCCUGCUUGAGCUGGAAGAAGCUCGAGACGCGUCUCAGAAACACGAGGAGGGCUUUCUGGAGCUGCAAGGUCUUCUUGAGGAGGAACGGUUAGCGAGUGCUCAUCAGGCAGAGGCCUUCACAAGACAGAUCCAGCGUCUGCAAGCCCAGCUUCGUUCUGUUCAGGAGGAGAUGGACAGUCUAGAGGAGGAGAAGGAGAGUGAGCUUCUGGAAGCGCAGGAGGAACUGCGAACAGCGCAGGACGAGGUGCUGGUGCUACAGCAAGCGGCGGAGGAGGCUGCGGCCGAAAGGGAGAACGACAUCGCCAGUCUGCAGGAGGAGCUCUGCCGUUUACGGGCUGAAAUCUCACGACUGGAGAACACGGGACAGGAGUAUGAGCAGGAGAUCGUCACUCUCCGAGCAGAAAUAGAGAUGAAGAGCCAGUUCCGCCAAAAGCAGAGGAAAGAGGGUAUGGAUUUAGCAGAUAUAAAUACGGUGGUUUCAGGUGAUGUGGGUCAAUUGAUGGAUGAAUGUAAGAGUCUGAGGGAACAAUGUCAUGCACUGCAAGAUGAAAACACAAGACUGACUCAUAGAUUGCACAUGCUACAAAAGAGGAGUUCAGGCAGUUCCUACAUAUCUCUCAGAGAAGAGCAGGAAGAGACAGAAGAGGGAAACUAUAUGCAGUGUGGAACAGAGAUGGAAACCGGAGGUUCUUAUAUGAGUGUGAAUCAAAUAGGCUCCAACUGCAGGCUGGUGGAUGCAGGUAUCCAGAAGAAUAUAUCGUUUGAAGGCAAACCUAUCACCCCCACCAGCUGGACAGGAGGUUUUUCAGAGAUCCUCUCAUUGAGAGAUCAACUCAAACAAACAGAAGAGAAGGCCACACACGUGCAGCGAGAGUGUGAUGGAGUAAAGAAUGAACUAGAAAAUCUGCGGGAAAUGUAUGAGACCAGUCAGAAGGAGCGAGCGGAACUGGAGCUAGAGUUACUGCGCUGCAGGGAAGAGAUGGAGAGGGCUGCUGAUGUAAAAGAGAUGCAGAUUGUUGGUGAUGGUGGACCGGAUGGCUGAAGCUGAGCGGGGGUCGACAGGAGUGGUAGCCUCCAGAGUGGCACUGGCAGUGCAUGUAGCUCAGUGGACCAUGUAGGAUUGGCCUCCAUGGCCUUAAUACUAGGGCAAAUAGGAAAUUCGGGAAUAACCUUUCUAGUCGUAUUAGGGCAGACAGAAAAUUUGGGGACGACCCUCUUGGUCGUAUCUGGGAAAACAGGGAACUCGAGAAUGACCUUUGUGGUCAUAUCUAGACAGACAGAAGACUGGGCUGAGCUGAGGAUGAUGGUGAGCACGGGGCGCUGGUCAGGAGCUAGAUCCCUGGAUCCUUCACCGGAGUGUACUCUGAAGUGGACUCUUUGUCUGGGGAGAAUUCUCAUAUGGACUCAAGGACUGGUGGUAAAUUUAGAGGUAACUCACCGGUAUGAGUGGGUUAUGGUAUACUGUGGAUUCAGGGGUUAGAGUUGGCUCCAAUGUAGAUUAUUGGGCCGUAACGGGCUCAAAACAGAACUCAAAAGUUGGAACGGACUCAUAACGAAUUUUGGGCUGUUUCUUCUUCCUCCUUUGAGUUGAGGUUAAAUGAGGCGCUGAGGCUUUAGUAGUCCUUGGAUUUGGCUCAGACUCAGGAGCAGGCUCAUGGUUUGGAGCAGAUUCUGCAUCUGGAAUUAUCACUGAAUGUUGGGACUGGAGCAGGCUUGGGACUGAACUCUGGGACUGAAGCGGACUCUGGGAUUUUUCUCACUGGAACAGACUGGGGAGUUUCUCCCAGUGGAACAGACUGGUGAAUUUCCCUCACUGGAACAGGCUCAGGAAUUUCAAAGACUGGAAUGGAUUCAGUGAUUUCUCUCACUAGAACGGGCUCAGGGAUUUCAAUUACUGGAAUGGAUUUGGAAGCAGAUUCUGGAUGUAGGGACUUGAUAGGGGAAGUUGUCUUUAGCGCCUUCCAGACGGAAAUAUGUGCAGGAUCUGCCCCUUUUGCUCCCAGGUCAGCACUGUUCGAUACCAUCUUCCGGCCUCAAGGGAAUACUGGAGACUCAGGCCUGGCGGGGAUGAUGGCUGGAGAUGCUUGUGCUCGCAUGAGGAGUGAAGAUGUCAAAGGACUUGCGAGGAGUUUGGUGGUGUUUGAUGGCCCAAUGGACAAAACCUCUGAUGCCAGCAUGGCUGGUUGGAAUGGAGAGAAAGCAACUGAGUGAAACUGGGGUCUUCAAAUGCCAACAUUGAGGGAAGAAUAACUUAGCCACAGCACAUAAUCACAAUAGCUCUCAAGGGAACAAGUUGUAGCUGACGCCGGUAUCUGCUGAUAAAGAUGGUAAUUCAAUCCUCUCCAAAACAUGAUCUUCAUGGUACCAUCAUUCCAUGGGACCAAGUUGGAAAGCUCAAGAAAUUCCUUUACGUAAUCCUCAACUAGACUACCAUCUGGGAAAAUGGAGAUUCGCUGGAUCACAAGGGGUGAGGAAAAGGCCCAUAGUUGGGUCUGGUCUUCUGUCAUAAAACAGAAGGAUGCAACGCAGGUAAUAUCAAAAUAACAAUUUUAGGUUUGGCAGACAAUUAAAAUAAGCUGGCGAGAAUCUGAGAAAUUGGUAGUUGUUGGAGUGUUGGAUAUGGUGGACCGAAUGGUAGGGAUGGCUGAUCCGAAAAACCUACAUUUUGACGCUUUGUCGAGAUCCCGAAACGUUGAUGUUUCAAAACCCAUCCUUCUGUUCCGAAGCGACUAUGGCUAAAUGAAGCAUCAGAGCGUUUCAGAAGUGUUUCGAUGGUGGUAUACCCGCCGAAUCUGCAUUUGAUUGACGGGGUCGGGAACAGACCAAAUCACGCUUCUGUCUCAACCUACUCCCUCAAAGUUUAAAAUGAAGUUACUGCAUCUUCACCUCAUGGGUUUUUGUGAGAGGAGAGAGAUUUUGACAUAGCGGAUGUUUUUGUGGAUAUAUUGACAUUUUAUGCGAUUUGUUAAAAAAAAAUUAAGUUAAACUGUCAUGUGGUUGGCUUUGACAUUGUGGUUGGCUUUGAACCCCCCUCUAUAGAGCGGCUACCAGAAGCUCCAAGACCCACAAAAAACAAACAAAACAAGAGUCCAGGAGGGUGGUGGAACGAUGGAGAAUCAGGGAGAGGGAUGGGGGAGCCAGGUCCAUGGAAGGGAACAGAAACAGGGAGUGACGGUUUAGCCGGCAGCAGGCCCUGGCUCCGGCUCAGGAAAAGCAGGCCCUAAACAGGCUCUGAGCCACUAGAAAAGAAAACGGCCACAAGGAGAGACACAAACACAGAAACAAACGCUGGCUCUGGCUCAGGAACAGACACUGACUCUGGCUCAGGAACAGACACUGGCUCCGGCUCAGGAACAGAUACUGGCUCCCGGCUCAGGAACAGACACUGGCUCCGGCUCAGGAACCACGGACACGAAAGGUCUUAAAGGCCUCUCCAGGAUCUGACCCAGACGUUCCAAAUAGUCGGUCAGUACCCCCCAGGUCAGUCUCUGGCGUGACGUGGCGUGAACCGUCUCUGGUGGGGCAGACGUGAUGUGAAUGAUCUCUGGCUGGGCAGACGGGAUGUGAACAGACUCUGGCUGGCUAGACGGGACGUGAACGGUCUCUGGCUGGGCAGACAGGACUGGAAGGGACGUGAACGCUCUCUGGCUGGGCAGACGGGAAGUGAACGGUCUCUGGCUGGGCAGACGGGACAUGAACAGUCUC